GCCGUGACUCGGCUGGGGCGACGGCGGCGCCGGCCGGGAUGGAGUGAGGGGGUGCGCGGCGGAGAGAGCGCAGCCCACCGAGCUCCGGCCCCCUCCCCCCUUGCUCUCUCUCUGGCCCGGGUCUAUGCGGCCCCCCAGAGACCAUGGGAUCCAGGAUCAAACAAAAUCCGGAAACUACCUUUGAAGUGUAUGCAGAAGUAACCUAUUCAGGAGUCAGUUGCACUGGGAAAGAUCCUGAGGUGCGGAGGCAAUUCCCAGAGGGCUACAGUGACCAGGAAGUUCUACAGACUUUGACCAAGUUUUGUUUCCCCUUCUAUGUGGACAGCCAUGCAGUUAACCAAGUUGGGCAGAACUUUACAUUUGUGCUUACAGACAUUGACAGCAAACAGAGGUUUGGAUUCUGUCGCUUAUCUUCUGGGGCCAAGAGCUGCUUCUGUAUCUUAAGUUACCUCCCGUGGUUUGAAGUCUUUUAUAAGCUGCUCAAUAUCUUGGCAGAUUAUUCAGCAAAAGGACAGGAUAGUCAAAGGAGUGAGCUCCUAGAAACAUUUCAUAAACUUACCAUCCCUGAGCCAGGAACCUCUGUUCAUCUUGGAGUGCACUCUUACUUUACUGUGCCUGACAUCAGGGAGCUUCCUAGUAUACCUGAAAAUAGAAAUCUGACAGAGUAUUUUGUAGCAGUUGAUGUCAACAACAUGCUGCAUCUCUAUGCCAGUAUGCUGUACGAACGCCGCAUCCUCAUUUGUUGCAGUAAGCUUAGCACUUUAACUGCCUGCAUUCAUGGGUCUGCAGCUAUGCUCUACCCGAUGUUCUGGCAGCAUGUUUACAUUCCUGUUCUGCCCCCACAUCUAUUGGACUACUGUUGUGCCCCAAUGCCCUACCUCAUUGGAAUACAUUUAAGUUUGAUGGAGAAAGUAAGAAACAUGGCCCUGGAAGAUGUAGUGAUUCUUAAUGUAGAUACCAACACACUGGAAACCCCUUUUGAUGACCUUCAGAACCUUCCUAAUGAUGUGGUUUCUGCACUGAAGAACAGAUUGAAGAAGGUCUCUACAACCACUGGAGAUGGUGUUGCAAGAGCAUUUCUAAAAGCACAAGCAUCUUUCUUUGGGAGCUACAGAAACGCCCUGAAAAUUGAACCUGGUGAACCCAUCACUUUUUGUGAAGAAACAUUUGUGUCCCAUCGUUCUGCUGUCAUGAGGCAGUUUCUUCAGAAUGCCAUUCAGCUCCAGCUCUUUAAGCAGUUCAUUGAUGGCCGUCUGGAUCUCCUUAACUCUGGUGAGGGCUUCAGUGAUGUUUUUGAAGAAGAGAUAAAUAUGGGAGAAUAUGCAGGUAGUGACAAACUGUACCACCAGUGGCUCUCUACAGUAAGGAAAGGAAGUGGAGCCAUUUUAAAUACAGUAAAGACCAAGGCUAACCCUGCCAUGAAGACUGUCUAUAAGUUUGCAAAAGAUCAUGCAAAAAUGGGAAUAAAAGAAGUGAAAAACCGCUUGAAGCAAAAGGACAUUGCUGAGAAUGGGUGUUCUGCAACACCAGAGGAAUCUCUACCAAGGACAGCACCUUCACCACUGGUUGAGAAGAAGGACCCUAAAUUACGAGAAGACAGAAGACCAAUCACAGUACAUUUUGGUCAGCAGCAAAGACUCCGUCCGCCCCGGCCACCGCCUCCAAAGAUACAGCGUUCAUCUAGGCCUGUUCGCCCACCAAGACCUCACAUUGUUAAGAGACCCAAGAGCAAUAUUGCUGUGGAAGGACGAAGGACUUCAGUUUCUAGUCCAGAACACCUGGUAAAGCCUAUGCGACACUAUACAGUCUUCCUCUCUGAGGACUCCUCUGAUGAUGAAUUUCAGCAGGAAGAGGAUCCUGUCUCUGGCUUCUCUGAAAACUUUUUCUUCUCUGCUCCUUUUGAAUGGCCUCAGCCAUACCGGGCCCUGAAAGAAUCCGAUAGCGCUGAUGGGGAAGAGGCAGGCAGUCCCGAAAAACCAAAAGAGCUUCUGCCCGCCAGCCCUGUCCUCUCAAGCAAGGCCACAGAAAUAAACCUCCUUGAAGACAUUUUCCCUAACUUAGAAGUAGAAACACAGCCUCAGCCUCUCAGCCAAGCUAAGAGCCUAGAAGACCUGCGGACUCCCAAGGAAGAGGGAGAUCAGCGAUGCACGUUCGAUUACCAGAGAAUGGAUCUUGGUGUGUCUGAGAGGAACAGGAUUGUGCCAACCAUGAAGCUGUCUCACCCUUACAACAAGCUGUGGAGUAUGGGUCAUGACGACAUGGCUAUUCCUACCAAGUAUUCCCAAAGCUCACCAGAAAGGCCCUUGACUGUCCUUGGUAACAUGCCACCAAUCACAAGGAGACCCCGGAGCAGAGACAGCAUCCUGGCUUCUGCAGAAAAGGAUGAAUCAAACCCUGCCAUUCAAGGGAACAUCACCAUUCCUAGGCCACAGGGAAGAAAGACUCCUGAACUGGGGAUAGUGCCACCACCGCCAGCACCCAGGGCUUCCAAGCAUCAGACUCCAGCGGGACAAGCAGAAAUUCUCACCACCCACGCUACAGGACGUAGCCAUUUGGUUUCAGAUCUGAUCCCAGAGCCCUUUGGAGUUGGUAGUGUGUCCUUAGACCCCGAAAUCCAGCAGGCUGUAAAUUAUUCCUCUCAUCCAUCUCAGCUUUUGUCCAGUGCUACCAGCACUGCUGAGAUGCUCCAGCCUGUCAAGGUGAAGACAGAAAGUGCAGGUAAUGAAAGCGACUACCUUCUUAAUCUCCUGGAUCCAUUAAAAACAGCCAGCUGGCAAAGCAGUGGUCCACAGCAAGGUCCCCGCAGCCUGCAAAGCUCAGCUGCUCCACCUGCUGCAGCUGGCUUUGUCUCGGUGGCAAGUGACUUUGUGCCUCCUGCAGCUGCACCAUUUGUCCAGCCACUGGGUUACCCUUCCCCAGCACCACCACCUUUUUUACAGCCAUCUCCUAAUCCAUUUACACAGACAGUGCCAGGAGCCCUUUCAGUGUCUUUAGUUAGACCCCCAAGGGGCUCUUUCACCCCCUCCUUAGGUCACGCGUAUAGCUCUAGCUUCAUAACACCUAAUUCGAGCUUCUACCCACCACAAAGACCUCAACCACACAUCUCAACACUAUCCAUGCCAAACUUGUUCAGCCAGGCUCCCGCUGUGCCACCAGCUCGCUCCUUACUGCUGCCGAGCCACAGCCCUUCCCCAGCAGGCUCUCUGCAGCCGGCGUGUUUAAGUGGUCCUUCCAAAAGCAGAACGUUACAGCUGGGCCAGUCCAGCUCAAAGGUAGAUCCCAAGCAAGCACUAGCUCUCCUGUCUAAUGAACCCCCUUUGAUCCCUGCCAGGCCAGCUAAGGGCUUAGAGUCAGUGUUACUGUCCUCAAAAUCUGAGGAGACAAAAGAUCCAUUUGAAGAUUUGUUAAAAAAGACAAAGCAAGACGUGUCAUCCACACCAGGUAAGGUUGAACAGCUCAGAAAGCGAUGGGAAACCUUUGAGUAGCACUCCUGAUGGCCUUUUGAUGUCCCUUCGGAAUUGACAGAGGGGUUGUUUUUUUUUUUUGAGCCAGCAUAAAACCGAGCAUUUCUUUUAUGGAAGGCUGAGCCAGGGAUAGCUGCAGGACCAUCACUGAGCUGCAACUCGCACAGGAAUUUUUGCCCAGAGUUCAGAGUCCCCCCAUUGUCCUGGUCCCUGCAACUGCUUCCUCACUCUGCACCACUGAAAACCCCCAGGAUUCUUGCACUGACCAAAGCGGGACGGUAGUUGGGUUUGGGUUUGGUUUGGUUUCUCACGCAUAGCUUUUCAGACAGUACUACUGAUGCAGAAGUUACUCACUCCCUUGUAUUUUCAGUCCUUGGUGCAGCCAGGAGUGUGACACAGCGCAUUGCACUGCUGUUUUCUUCCUGCCUUUGUUGGGUUUUCCUUGUGUUACACAUAGCUGCUGUGGUUUGUUUUCAUAGGUGAAGUGCAGCAAACAAACCCUGACUUGUGGGCUGCACUGAAUUAAUCCAUUAGGCUCUUUUUUUUUUUUUUUUUCUUCCCUGUCUUGAAAUGCAGACGUGCAUUUAGCUUACACUCUUGGGUGAGCUUUGGUUGCAGAUGUUUGAUUUCCCUCCCCCUGUACACUGACAUGGAGAGGUAACAGGGACCUCUCUGCUGCGGAAUGGUCGUAAUUCCUUGUUGUAACAAAACCACAGCACAGGGCAGUUGCUCAGGGUUUGGUCCUGCAUCUCUGUUGGGAAACUGGAAACACCAGCAAUUGUUUUCUUUUUUUUUUUUUCCUUUUUUUUUAUUUGUUUGCUUUUGUUAAAUACAUCAGAAAAUAGAGGGCAUAAAGAGUAUCCUAGUUCUUAUAUAUGUGUAUGUUAAUAUUAUAUAUAAAUAUUAUAAAUGGCAGUAUAUGAACGGAAUGUAACCAUUUCUUACUUAUUACAAACAAACAAAAGAAGAGAAAAAACGUGGGGUAUCAGAGCUCCCAGCUCAUGAGUUGAAGUUAAGCGCCAGCGCGCUGGCAAGGUGGCUGGGGCGCAGCGGGAUCCCAGCUGCGGUGCUGGGCCAGCCGGGCAGAAGCUUGGAGCUGAGCUGAGGGGGUGCUGCAGUGCUGGGAGGGCAGCGCACCAGCUGCCUGUCACUGCCUGACUUCAGAAGCGCUAAUUGCUACCUUGAAGCAACUGGGAUUUCACUCUGGUCCGCAAGGCGCUCCGCGCCCUCAGCCUCUGUCCCACUGUGCUGCGAACCUUGCUGGCGUGACAAGGCAGUAACUGGACCAUGAAAUGGACUGUGAGGUCACGAAGAACAAAAAUGCAAUGAAAAGGUCAAAGGGUACGUUCAUUCAGAUUUUCUAAGACACUUGUCUGUGGCAAUAGUAUUCUCAAGAAAUUUCAUCUUAAUCUUAGCAUCCUUCAUAAAACCUGCUGUCUUUGCAGUGAUUAUUUUUGUUUUACUUAAGUGGUGCUUUUUUGUUUUGUUUUGUAUUUGGGCACAAUCUGAUGUAGAACGUUGCUCUAGAAGAGGUAAUCACAUCACCACUGAGCCUUUGAUAAAGGAAAUCGUUUUGGACAUAUGGGGAGAUUCUUGUAAAGCUUUAUCUGAUUUCCAAUGUAUCUAUUUUAUUCAUAUAAUCUUGGAAGUUUUCUUACUCUGGUGUAUGGAAAUGGCUGUCUAUGCUUUUGAGUCUGUGCAGUACAAAAGAAAAAUACUCUUAAUAGCUGAAAUGCCAAGUUUGGGAAAGACCUUAGUAUUACAUUAAUAUUAUAUUUCUGUAAAGUACUAUUACUCUGACAAGCCAAUCAGUUGGAUUUGUAUUUUCUUUUUGUGUUGGAAGACAGAUGGUUUUAGUAUUGCAUAGUAAAAUAUUUAAAGUCUAAGAUAAUAGUUCCAUUUUAUUUUAUACAGUUCAGAAUAUGAAUGUUAUAUAUGAAUUCAGUCUGGAAUUUCAGAUCUUUGCUGUGAGCUAGGUGAUGAAGCUUUCUCAGUGAUGGUGGAGAUGUACAGGCACCAGAAAGCUCUGCAUACGACAUGCCUUCUGAAUUUCACAUCAUCUUUUUUAAAAUUUUUAAUGUCACACACUGAUUAUAUACUGAGUAGGCCUGUUAUGCAUGCUUAACUAAAUAGAAAAAUGCUCAGGUAAUUCUGUAUCACUGCAAAUCAUUUUCCAUCACUGGUUAUUUUACUCUGCCCAUGUUAUAGAAUAUUUUAUGCAGUUGGAUUUUUAGACAAACAAGCACUCUUGGAUUAUUUUUUUAAGUCAGUUUUGAGGCACUGAAAAGUAUUAAUGCUUAACAUAAAUGGCAUUAAUCACCCUUCACUUGAUUUUGAAGGGGCAAGGGGGGAGUUUGGACACACCUCUGAGGUCCAGGAGUGCCAGGCAGCACGAUCCUGGACUUUGUGACCUUCCUCACUUCUUGAAUAGAAUUUGCAAGCAGGAGACUGGUUUACAUGCUUCUCGUAAUAAACUGCCCUGUCCCUAGGGCAGUAUCUAGGCUUUUUGUCUUAUUUAAUCUCAGGAAUUCCUUAUGUGAUUCAUUCCUAAUAGUACCAGAUGUAAACAAAGUGUGCUUGUCUGGGAGAGCAAGCUUGGAUGUAAACCGUUUCUUUUUCUGAUGUAGAAGUAUUUUUGAUGUUUUUACUAACCAAGUAUAAGUGUUCCUGCCAUUAUUGAUCAAUGACUUUAUAUUCAGCUUUGUACAUUUUCCUCUACACGCCAUACUUGUUUGCUUGUGUGGUACUGCUUUGCUUAUUUACAGAUGCUUUCUUCCAUUAGAAACGACUUUUAUUUAAAAGAAAAAACAACAAAGUUUCUGAUGCAUCCGA
This is a messenger RNA of Falco peregrinus (peregrine falcon), 6296 nucleotides long. It is a transcript of the gene DENND1A, whose product is annotated as DENN domain containing 1A. Bases 144 to 3485 code for a protein of 1113 amino acids. The transcript is spliced from 24 exons. Gene Ontology annotation, cellular component: cytosol; clathrin-coated vesicle. The record is from RefSeq and is a predicted model, not a curated record. Lineage: Eukaryota; Metazoa; Chordata; Aves; Falconiformes; Falconidae. Gene Ontology annotation, molecular function: phosphatidylinositol phosphate binding; guanyl-nucleotide exchange factor activity. Gene Ontology annotation, biological process: endocytosis; endocytic recycling.